Molecule: messenger RNA, 3516 nt
Organism: Carassius auratus (goldfish)
Lineage: Eukaryota; Metazoa; Chordata; Actinopteri; Cypriniformes; Cyprinidae
Product: DALR anticodon-binding domain-containing protein 3-like
Exons: 13
Coding region: 1434-3110 (558 amino acids)
Biological process (GO): tRNA C3-cytosine methylation; arginyl-tRNA aminoacylation
Molecular function (GO): ATP binding; arginine-tRNA ligase activity; tRNA binding
Source: RefSeq, a predicted model, not a curated record
AGCCAAGAUUGGCAUCACGUCCUGACAAUCACAACUCUUCAGAAUCUUCAGUAUUCAGUAAAGCACAGAAUCUAAUACUAAAAUGUUUCGUCAGACAUUUGAAUUGUGUUUCUGGAAUAAUUUUAAUUUAAUAAUAAACUAAGAACAUUUGUCAUACAUCACUUUUUAUUCUUUUAUUUGGGGCAUUUAUCAUCAAAACUCUCAAAUAAUUGUUUAGAUCUACAUGGUGAUAUAGAAAGGAAUGAUAGAGGUUUGUGUUUUCAAUAGAUGAGAACAGGUUUUAGAUGAUUUGCUUUGUAGAUUUUACUUUGGCUAGAGGGUAUAAAGUGGAAUCUGUGAGCCAGUGUUGCUGUUUUAGUUGUUUUGAGAAGAGAUCUAGAUCUUACUGUAAACCACAACAUGUGACAUGUAAUCUGGCCCAAGUUCAGCUCUUACAUACAAUUGUUACCUGCAACAAACAAAGCGGAAGUACUCAAAUGAGCAACUGAACAACCAGCAUUCAAAUAUGCUUCACUAUGAAGUGUAACCAGGUCUCAUUUUGAACUUUUCUAAAGAUUCCUAUAAAACCUUUUAUGGCUGCAUAUCUUAUUACUGUUCUAUAAGGUAAUAUUUUAGUAUUAUCAGAAGUCAAAAGUUGAAAACUUGGAGCUUUUUAAACAUGUUUAUGCUGGAAACAAUAUUCCUGAUGCAGUCAACUCAAAAUAUUAAAUGUAAUAAAAGGCUGGUUUAUAGAUUUAUUUAGAGAAAAGUCAAAAAAAUUUAGUCAAAAUAAUUUUUCACCUUUAUUCUCCUAAAAUCCUAAAGUAUUCUGUUAUAAUUUACUAACCUUUUUUAUCAGAAAAGCAGAAAUUAAUAGCAUAAUGUGCAUGCUGCUGUUUUAAAUAUAAUGAAUGAAAACAGCAGACAAGUAAAGAUUUGUAAUGCAUACUUUAACGAUAAUACUCUUUUCCUCACCCAAAGCCAUCAAAUGACUUUGUAAUAUAGUACAAUAGAUAAAUUUAUGUGGGCUUAGAAGCUGAGAAUGAAAAAAGAUGACAUGACUUGCAUUUUUGGGUGCACACAUUAAUAUGUUAAAUAUCAGUGAUAAGAAGGAAAGUAAUCCAUAGUUUAUUUUAAAAAUAGUUUAUGUCUUUUAAAAUAAAACGGCAGCUUCGGAACAAAAUGUAUUUGAUCAGAAGUGCACUUUUACUUUCUGUUCUGUCCUUGACUAAACUGAUUUUGCCACACCCAAAAUGGCGCCUUUACAAACACUCAACCGGUGUUACGUGAAAAUAUGCCCCCUCUGACCAGUUUUUGUUAACGUUCCGGUCCCCAUGCAUCUGUUUUGAUUGGCGAUCAAUCCGAGCACAGCACCGCAGUGCUGCUACAGUCAAUCUCAGUAACAUCCCUCCAGUCCGGCCACUAAAAACAAUGUCAACAUACUGAGCCUAAUUAUGGAGGAAGCCGUGCCAUUUAGCAUCGUGUCCACCGUCAAAGCGUUGAGCGGCGCGUUGAGGAGAGAUACUGAACAUGAAGCCGAGAUCAGCCGCGAGCGAGAGAAGCUCUGGUUCAAGGAGAGCAGCGGAAAAAACCUGAGAAAUCGUGACUUCUUGUCACCCAACACGGUUCUAACGACGCUGUACGCCGGCGGAGAGGUUCCCUCUGAUGUUCUCAGUGGUAUUCGCUCUCUUCAUGGCAGCGGUGUAUUGCCGAUAGGAGCCACUGAGGUGACACCAGAAGGCCUGCGUGUGUGUGUGGAUCGCUGUGCAGCAUUCAGAGGUGUUUUAUGUGGAAUAACACCAUAUCUGAGACCUGCUGCUCAGAGACAGGGCUGUGUCCUCAUCAACUGCCCUGCUCUCCACACCAAACAAACAGUGCCAUCUCCCGAUACACUAGCUCUGGGGCAGCUUCGGACUGUUCUCAUUGCUGACCACCUCGGAGCUCAGCUCAGAAGACAAGGGUACACUGUGUCCUUUUGUCCAGCCUUGCCACAGGACAGUGACAUUGUCAACUUUCUGAAAACGCUAGGCAUUGAUUGGCCGACGGUCCCUGUCAGCUGGACCAAUGAGGACAGGGAGGAGAAAAUUAAAAAAGCUUUAGAGAACUCAACCUACAGAGACAGAGAGAUGGAGAGAGGAAAAAGGAGAAGCAGAGGCGAGGAAAUAGAGGGAGAGAGAAGAGGGAUUAAAGAGGAAGUUAGGAUAAACCUUAAACAAGUGGUACAGGACGACAACCUUCAGGGGUAUGAUCCCAGUCUUGGCACUUGCACAGUGCAGAGAGAAGCUUUGUGUCAUCUGGCCCAGCUGGACAGUGCUGCCACAGAUUUCCCUAUCUCUACAACGACAGCCCUGCAUGUCACUUCCUGUCAGGAUGAGUUUCGUCAGCAGCAAACAGCCAUGUUGUGGAGAGCGGCGGGUGCAACGGCAGUACAGAGAUUGGUGAUUUGUGGUCCUGUUAAAACUCCUGGAAUUCAGAUGAAUGCAGCUCAGUAUCUUCAGUUAAGAAAAGCUCAGAUGAAAGAGGCCUCAGAAAUGAAGUAUGGAGACCAAGUUGAAGGUCAGACAUGGGAUGACAUAAUUAGAGUCAUGACCUCGGCCACAGUGAGGUUUGAACUGCUUUCCACAGUGCACACAAGUCCGGUGACCUUAGAUGUUCAGCGGGACAGUGGUGUGUCCACAAAGGGCCCCAGGGGUGGAGUCUUUGUCAUGUACAACUGCGCUCGUCUUCACACACUUUUCAGCAGCUAUGAGAAAGGGGUGGAGCAAGGUCUUUAUCCAGAAAUUCCUGGAGGCAUAGAGCUGGACUUUUCUGCCCUAAAAGAGGAGGGGGAGUGGCUUCUUCUCUUCAAUUACCUCAUUCCAUUCUCUGAGUUGCUGGACCAAUCGGGACAGAUCCUGGAGCAUGAAGGCAGCACAGCCAGAGUGAAUUUAAGGACUGAACAGGUGUGCAGAUUCUUGGUGUCUCUCAGUAAAGAUUUUAGCUCCUACUACAACAGAGUUCACAUCCUUGGGGAGCCCCUGCCUCAUCUUUUUAAUCAGAUGUUUUGUCGUUUAUUGCUGCUGAGAGCAUUAAGAGAACUUUACCACAGUGCCCUAGACUCCCUUAACCUUCCCCCAAUACCCCAACUAUAGCAUCUCCACUGCAGACAUUAUACACAAACAGCAACAAAUUCUCUCCCUUAACAGCCAGCACUCUUCCAUUUCCUUAGUUAUUACACCUUAGAUACCUUCCUCAUAGCCAUAAUUGCCUGACCAUAUUGUCUGAAUAGCCCCUAAUAGCCAUACAAAAGGCAGGACAGACCCCAUAAAUCUGUCGCUCCUCACCCUUUCAUCCAGUAAAAUAAUAUUAAGUCGCCCUUAAAAUGUCAACAGAAUAUGCUUUCUUUCACAGUGAAUUGAAAUCCUCCUGCAUGAGUAUUUAUUCUGUGUAAUAAUGUUUCAUUGGUGUAAGUGCCCAGCUCUAUUUGUUCAACACUGAACACUUAUUUACAGCACAUCACCGUUGUUCUUACAGUCUGAUAGAUGCACACACAAAGUA